Messenger RNA from Quercus robur (English oak), 477 nucleotides. RefSeq names its product disease resistance protein RPV1-like. Gene Ontology annotation, biological process: signal transduction. The coding region runs from base 1 to 477 and encodes 158 amino acids. The transcript has a single exon. The record is from RefSeq and is a predicted model, not a curated record. Lineage: Eukaryota; Viridiplantae; Streptophyta; Magnoliopsida; Fagales; Fagaceae.
AUGGCUCCUUCUUUUGCUCCAUCCUUUUCAACCCCAAAAUUGAUACAUGAAUAUGAGGUUUUCGUUAGUUUUCGUGGGGCAGAUAACCGCACAGGAUUCACCAGCCAUCUCUUUGCCGCUUUAGACCGCAAAACGAUUCAUGCCUUUAAAGAUGACAUAAACCUCCCAGGAGGGGAAAAGAUUGGGCCUGAGUUAUUAAGGGCAAUUGAGACGUCAAGGAUUGCAGUUGUGGUGUUCUCAAAAAAGUAUGCUACUUCAGAUUGGUGCUUGGAUGAAUUGGUGAAGAUCAUGGAAUGCAAAAGGGUGUUCAAUCAAAGGGUGUUCCCUAUUUUCUACAAUGUGUCUCAACCCGAGGUGCUAGAACAGAAGGGGAAUUUUGCCGAGCUCCCAAAUGGCCCUGAAGACAAGAGGAACAGUUGGAGAGCUGCACUGACAGAGGCCGCAAACUUGGCAGGCUUGCAUUUUGUAACAAAAUAG